AGCCCGCCCGCGUGUCCGUCCCCGCAGGCCGCCAGGAUGGACGUGUUCAUGAAGGGCCUGUCCAUGGCCAAGGAGGGCGUCGUGGCCGCCGCCGAGAAGACCAAGCAGGGGGUCACCGAGGCGGCCGAGAAGACCAAGGAGGGCGUCCUCUACGUCGGAAGCAGGACCCGAGAGGGCGUGGUCCAGGGCGUGGCCUCAGUGGCUGAGAAGACCAAGGAGCAGGCGUCCCACCUGGGUGGAGCAGUGUUCUCCGGGGCCGGCAACAUCGCGGCCGCCACAGGCCUGGUAAAGAAGGAGGAAUUCCCGGCUGACCUGAAGCCAGAGGAAGUGGCCCAGGAAGCUGGUGAGGAGCCUCUGAUAGAGCCCAUGAUGGAGCCAGAAGGGGAGGGCUAUGAUGAGCCACCACAGGAGGAUUAUCAGGAAUAUGAGCCAGAGGCGUAAGGGCCCAAGGACGGCGCCCCCACCAGCAGCACAAUCCUUUCCCUCUUCCCUAUCCCCCCCAAAAAUAAGCCAGGGCUGUCCUUUGACCCUACACACACACACACACACACACACACACACACACACACACACACACACACACACACACACAUAUGCACACAUGAGUCCAGAUCUUCCUUCGCUCCGGGGCAGCCCCCUCGGAGCCUGUGUUCGUGUCUGUCCAUCCGUCUCUCCUUCCCAGCCCGUGUCCGACCCGGGUGUGUGGCCUGGGCCGGGGCAGCAGCCCUGUCUGGAGCCCCGCCCGCCCCCACGGAGCUCCCUGCCCGACCCCCCUCCCCUCGCGUCCAGCGUCUAGAGGAUGUCGCAUGUUCUGUGUUUUUAAGCCAAGAGCGGAUAAGUGACAGCUCCCCACACCCACCCUUGAGGAGACUAGGAGGGCUCCCCCCUCCACUCCACUCCACUCCCUCAGCCCCAGCCCCUUCUUAGUUCUGUCUUCACCCCCAAACCCGGAGCCAGGCUGCGCCAUCUCCCCUCUUCCAGCCGGCCGGGUUCCCAGCGCGGGCGUCAUGUGUCGUGAUCGUGGCAUGGAAAGUGACCCCAGCCCCUGUGUGAGCGUGUCCGGGGGGCGGGCCCGGCCGCCCCUGUGUCCAUGAAUAAAGCCAAUCUGUCUGUA
Suncus etruscus (white-toothed pygmy shrew) is the source of this 1114-nucleotide messenger RNA. RefSeq names its product synuclein beta (gene SNCB). Lineage: Eukaryota; Metazoa; Chordata; Mammalia; Eulipotyphla; Soricidae. Gene Ontology annotation, molecular function: cuprous ion binding. The record is from RefSeq and is a predicted model, not a curated record. Bases 37 to 441 code for a protein of 134 amino acids. Gene Ontology annotation, biological process: synaptic vesicle endocytosis; synapse organization; chemical synaptic transmission. The transcript has 5 exons. Gene Ontology annotation, cellular component: neuronal cell body; cytoplasm; axon terminus.